This is a messenger RNA of Trichoderma virens Gv29-8, 1473 nucleotides long. RefSeq lists its product as uncharacterized. Lineage: Eukaryota; Fungi; Ascomycota; Sordariomycetes; Hypocreales; Hypocreaceae. The record is from RefSeq and is a predicted model, not a curated record. The coding region runs from base 1 to 1473 and encodes 490 amino acids. The transcript is spliced from 5 exons. Gene Ontology annotation, molecular function: FAD binding.
AUGGGCAGCUCAAACAGCGAAGUCGAGACUGUUGAUGUAGCUAUUGUUGGCGACGCCAAACCUCAAAGUCUAGAUCUUGGACGUGCAGACGCGUUGAACGCGCGAACUCAGCAGUAUUUGACCGUUGUUGGCAUUCUGGAUGAACUCCUGCCACAGGGUUUAAAGUGCAACACGAGCUCGACUUUCGGCGAUGGGGACUUCAUUUCUCGUCAGAACCAGUGGUGGGUGAGCCUUGAGCACACCUUUCACAAGAACUUUCUCAUGAUUGGCCAACCGGUCGUCGAGAAGAUGUUGAGCACCCGUCUGGAUGGUUUCGUCCAUUAUGGCGAACAGGUAGAAUCUCUGACUGAGACCAAUGAAUUCGUCGAAGUGGUGACGAAAAGUGGCCGGAUAAUCAGAUCCCAAUAUGCCCUGGGAUCAGAUGGAGCCAAGUCGACGGUACGAGCAGCCAUCGGGGCGACGUUUACUGGAAGCAAACCGGAGAUGCUAUGGUCGGUGCUGGACACCUUCAUCGAUACAGACUUCCCCACAUGCCCAGAAAUCAUCACAUUCCAGCUGAACGGCCAGUCCAGAGUGUCCUGGAUCCCGAGAGAGAGAGGGCUGUGCCGUUUCUACGUGCUUCUUGAAGGAGAAGUGACGCAGGAGCGUGCUGAAGAGUCCAUCAAGAAGCACUUGGCCCCAUAUCGGACCGACUUUGUCAAGACUGAAUGGUAUAGCACUUUUGAUGUCAAGGAAAGGAUCGCGUCUUCUUUCAUCUCCAAGGAUGGCGCGGGCCGUGUCUUCUUGGCUGGAGAUGCAGCCCACGUCCACUCGGUCAACGGGGGUCAAGGGCUAAACACAGGCAUUGCCGAUGCAUUCAGUCUUGCCUGGCGUCUGACCCUUGUCCUCAAAAGUUCGCGUCUGCAGGAGGGCGCUGCAGGAAAGAUUCUCCGGAGUUAUGAUAUUGAGCGCAGACAAACUGCGCAGGGGGUCAUUGACGUUGCCGCGGCGUUGGUCCGGGACACUGUUCACACUGCCAAGCAAUAUGUCGGUACCAUCGAACGCAACGCGGGGUAUAUCACAGGAAUGGGCGUUGCGUACGACACCAUGGGAUCGCCAAUUGUGGAAGAGUCUGAGUACGGAAUCUGGAAGGCUGGCAGGAGAUGCCCUGAUGUUGUUCUGUCCAAGCCCGACAGCGAUGGCGACAUUUGGCUAUACUCUCAGGUUACAUAUGGCAAGUAUCUGAUCUUGGCCAUUGGCGACCAUCCUGAACAGGCUCUUGCCCACGAGGAUGUUGCCGUACUGUUCAACAUUCUCCCUUCAUCGGCGACCGCCGAUAGCGUGGUCACGUCAAAAGUGAGGACCUUUACCGCGGACUGGGCCGGAGCAGACGAAUCCUACGCGGUGGUAGUUCGUCCUGAUAUGUACAUUGGAUACGUGGGGGCGGAUAUCGAAAGCUGCCAGCGAUACCUGGAUAGGCUCUUCAUCCGAUGA